Anarrhichthys ocellatus (wolf-eel) is the source of this 5822-nucleotide messenger RNA. It is a transcript of the gene mapk6, whose product is annotated as mitogen-activated protein kinase 6. Gene Ontology annotation, molecular function: ATP binding; MAP kinase activity. Gene Ontology annotation, biological process: protein phosphorylation. The record is from RefSeq and is a predicted model, not a curated record. Lineage: Eukaryota; Metazoa; Chordata; Actinopteri; Perciformes; Anarhichadidae. The coding region runs from base 2303 to 4570 and encodes 755 amino acids. The transcript is spliced from 8 exons.
ACAUGCAUGAAUGUGUCAUGUUAGUGAUGUUGAGGAUAUUUCUGUUUUGCCUGGAUUCUAAGCAAAAAAACCUCUUCAACAAAGAGAACAGGUGGUGAUGUAUUUUGUUAUGGUGAGCUAGAGGAGUUAUGCAGGAGUUGGGCUUAGACACACUCAGAUGUAAGUGAAAGUGUGAUUAACAGCAGAUUAACAUAGACAGCAACUUCGUUUGUCACACAAGCGAUACUCAACAAACAAGUUUGCAACAGUUCAGUGUUUGUUUUGUCUAAUGACGCCAAAGCAUUGCAGCAACAUGGCAGCAGCAGUAAGUGGCAUUGAUAGCCUAUGUCAUCCCAACUAACUUACAAAGUCAAAGACUUGAUGUCAACUCUUUGUCUCAUGAACAAGGGGAGUCCUGCUGCAGACUUUGCACUGACUGCGAUACAAAUAACAGAGGAGGAAGAUUAUUUUUUGAAUCUGUCUUCUCCAAAACAAUCAAAAAGUGAGGAAAUUAUCUUUUGACACCAACAGAUAGGAUCAGCUUUACCCUGACCUCUGCUUAUUCAUCUACCGCGGAGGGUAAAGAGCACUCAUAUGGGCACACAAGUGCCAACACCUUAUCUAAAAAUCAGAGUUUUAAUGACUAAUGUAACUUCAAUCAGAAGCAAUGCAACCAUGGUGCCAGAAGCCAGUGGGACGUAAUCAUAUUCGCAAGAAAGAUGGUCUGAAAGGAAAAUGUACACUGUCUCUCUUUCUGAUGUGUGGAAGAUGUAAAGUGUCUCCUUUACUGAAGUGCCUUCCAGCAAAGACAUUGCAUUAACUUGACCUCUGACCUUCCAAUAGAGGAGGGGCAUCAAAACUUGGAUCAAUAAAGUAUCAUUUUAGCAGGAUUUACUAAAUAUUGAUUGUAAACCUACAAUGAAGGAAUGAAAAAUAGAAACUUCUUCAAAAUAUCCUUUCUUUUAAAAAAUAAAGAAAUAAAGAGAGAUAAACUCAGAGUGGCCUAACUUAGACACAUAUAUAUCAGCAAACCAAAUAAGGCUCUAAAUUGCAUUAAUUAUACAUCCCAAUUCUUAUCGCUCUUUAAGAUCUAGCUAACCUUGUGAGAUAUUAUAAUUAUAUAUUAUUAGUGUAUGCCUUUGGGAAUGAUGCACGAGACAAAGCAUCGUUAUAAACCACGAUCUCACUAUCGGCCAAAAAUGCAAGAGUAGCUAAUAAAAUGUAUAUCGUGUCUUCUCUCAACAUGUCUCUCAGCUGGUCCGACUAUUAACCGAAACAAGUCGCUCUCCGAGUCUGUCGCAUCCCGCUCAGUCCGCAUGCAGUUUCUGUUCUGCAUCGCAGAGCCCAUCCCGGCCUGUGAGAGGGAUCUGCAUUCUCGGGCACAUGGGUUCCCACAUGGUCUGCCUGCGGAUGCUGAUGCUGCGGCUGUGAUGCUGCUUGCUCCCUGCACGCCCAUCGGUCUGCCAGUCACAGCAUCCACAGUGAGAGACGACCAGACGCGGUAGACUAGUACAGGACACCAACCGCAGUCGGAAUGAGGGAUCUGAACGGAGAAAAGUAGCGCCUUCAUUGAUCUCCUGACUUUGUUGUGCUCGGGAUGUGUAAACUUCGUGGAGAUUAGAUGUGAGGGCGGACUAACUGACGGAGAAACACCCUGCGCUUCUCGGUGCCAGAUGGACUUUUUAAAUCCGCAAGCCGCAGUUAUACCCAAGUAAAAUGGAGGAUAGUUUUGAUUGCGACUGUGGCGAACUUGAGCCACCUGAUCAUUGAGAGUAAAACAUUAUUUUGAAGACUUAAAGGCCAGACUCAUUUCAGUUUUAUAGAUCAGGUGACUUGACUAGUUAUAAACAAAAAAAGAAGAAAAAACAACAACACAUGAAGCUGCUCAGGACCAGUCAAACACUGAAUGUAUCCUCACUGUAAGGAUGCAACUACAUGCUUUUAUAGUUUACUUUAGUCUCUGUGCUUUUUAAUUGGCCUUAAAGACCAUUCCAUUGCAGUCUGUCAUCAUUAGUUUAUUUAAACUGUUCACUUAAAGAUAUCUACACAUCCAGGAUCGGAAGAGAAAUUAUAUUUCUAAUAUUAUCCCCUUACUCAAGAUGGAGCAAAGAUUGCACCACACAUCAGUGCCCCGAAUCUGACAGUGACAGAUAGACGGGGGGACUCAGUAGUCGUCUAUACAGGGGUCAGUCAGCUCAGCCGCUGAAGCAGUGGAGGGAUUGUCGGAUAAAUUCCUCUGUCGGUGAUACAUUUGGAAACAGGCCAAAGAGACCAUACAUUAAGAGACAGCAGAAGCUUGGCGUAAAAGCCGAAAACAGUCGUCAUGGCAGAGAAGUUUGAGUCACUGAUGAACAUCCACGGCUUCGACCUGGGUUCUCGCUACAUGGACCUGAAGCCGCUGGGCUAUGGAGGGAACGGCCUGGUGUUCUCAGCCGUGGACACAGACUGUGACAAGCGUGUAGCCGUGAAGAAAAUCAUCUUGACGGACCCCCAGAGUGUGAAGCACGCCCUGCGAGAAAUCAAGAUUAUUAGACGCCUUGACCACGACAACAUUGUCAAGGUGUUUGAGACAUUGGGCCCCAACGGUCGCAGGUUAACGGAGGAUGUGGUGUCCCUGACGGAGGUCAACUCUGUCUACAUUGUGCAGGAGUACAUGGAGACGGACCUGUGUCAGCUGCUGGAGAGGGGCCUUCUGUCUGAGGACCAUGCCAGGCUCUUCAUGUACCAGCUCCUCAGGGGCCUUAAGUACAUCCACUCUGCCAAUGUGCUGCACCGUGACCUCAAGCCUGCCAACCUGUUUGUCAACACAGAGGACCUGGUACUGAAGAUCGGGGACUUUGGGCUGGCCCGUAUCAUGGACCCACACUAUUCUCAUAAGGGCCAUCUCUCUGAAGGUCUGGUCACCAAGUGGUACAGGUCUCCUCGCCUGCUGCUGUCUCCUAACAACUACACCAAAGCCAUCGACAUGUGGGCGGCUGGCUGCAUCUUUGCAGAGAUGCUCACAGGGAAAACCCUCUUUGCAGGAGCCCACGAGUUGGAGCAGAUGCAGCUGAUCCUGGAGUCCAUCCCUGUGCUGCGUGAGGAAGACCGACAGGAGCUCCACAGCGUCAUCCCCGUUUUCAUCCGCAACGACAUGUCCAAGCCUCACACGCCACUGGCCAAGCUGCUGCCUGACAUUAGUCCCCAGGCCCUGGAUUUCCUGGAGAAGAUCCUGACCUUUAACCCCAUGGAUCGUCUCACUGCGGAGGAGGCCCUGGCCCACCCCUAUAUGGCUGACUACUCCUUCCCCCUCGACGAGCCCGUCUCUCUGCACCCCUUCCACAUUGAGGACGAAGUAGAUGAUAUCCUGCUCAUGGACCAGAGCCACAGCCACACCUGGGACAGGUAUCAUGAGAGCCAGCUGUCGGAGGCGGACUGGCACUUGCACAGCACCCACGACCCAGAUGAAGUUCAGGUCGACCCGAGGGCUCUCUCUGAUGUGACGGACGAGGAGGAGGUCCAGGUGGAUCCUCGUAAAUAUGCUGAUGGAGAUCGGGAGAAGUUCUUGGAUGAGCCGUCCUUUGACUACUCCACCAUGUUCCAGCCAGAGCGAUCCUGGCAGGAAGACCACCACGAGAACAAAUACUGUGACUUGCAGUGUAGCCACACCUGUAACUACAAGGCCGUGUCGCCCUCUUACCUGGACAACCUCAUCUGGAGGGACAGUGAAGUCAACCACUACUACGAGCCCAAGCUCAUCAUCAACCUCUCCAACUGGAAGGAGCAGCAGAGCAAGGAGAAGGGCAAGGCCAAGAGCAAGUGCGAGAAGAACGGGCUGGUGAAGGCCCAGAUCGCGCUGCAGGAGGCCGAGAAGACCCAGGGUCCGGUGGAGAAGGACAGCGAGCAGGAGAAACACCAGACGGAGAAGCCCCAAGGCCAGCAGAACCAAGGCUUUGACUUUGACUCCUUCAUUGCCAGCACCAUUAAACUGAGCCUGCAGCCAGAGCCCUGUCAGGAGGUGGCCCUCCUCCACGAGGUGGGCCUCCUGAAUGAGCUCAACUCUUCCGUUUCCCAGCUGGAGGCUCCCCGCUCGGGCUCCAUGUCCAAGUCCAUAAGUCAGGAGAAGGAGGAGAAGUGCCUGGUCAACCUCGCCCAGUUGGGCGGAGGAGGGUCGGGUGUCGUCGGCGGGGACGGGGCUUGGCCCGCUCAGCCCUGGGAGAGCUUCGGCUGUGGGGAGCGAGUCGGGGAGAACGGCUGUUUGAUAGACGAAGCAUGCUGGGACAUUCGCAAAGAGGACCAGCUCCAGAAGGACAGCACGUACACCAGCUACCUGGACCGCCUGUUCAGCCGGAAGGAAGAGGGGGCCGGAGAGACCGUGGCCAGCUCGGAGACGGAGCCCUCGGAGGGGAGAGAGCUGGACGAGAGCUUCCUCGGUAGGAACACGGAGAUUGUCCUUAAUGUUCAGCUGGACUCUCUGGCCCUGCCUAGCUUUGACAGCACCGAUGACUUGCCUCUAAAAUCCAUCCAGGCGUCCCUCACCCCCUGCGCUGUCAAAUGCUCCCCACAGGUCGCCCACAAAACAUACAGCAGCAUCUUCAAGCAUCUUAAUUAAAGAAAUAUAUAUCCUCCGACACAAAAUCUAGGCAGUUUUGUUUUUAUGUUUUUUUUUUUUUUUAAAUAAUACGGUAUAUUAUUGAACUUGAAUCAUUUCAUACCUUUUUUUAUUAUGGUUACUUUUAAUUAUUAUUUUUUUUUUUUAAGAGUUGAGGGGUGAUUUAUUAUAUUUAAAGAGUUUGGGUUGUCACUCUGAGCCUUGGUCACCAGGCCUUCAUGGGUUAAUGUCUGCGUCCUCAUUGCUAAACUGGCAUGUCACUUGCACACUUAAGUACUGUAGAAGACCGGAAAGCUGGAGAGAAGCAACUAGAAGAAAGAUGGAUGGUGGUGUGACGUAAGGAAAGGUGCUAGACACCAACAUUGCCUUUCCUGGGUGGAGAUACCGAGGAAAAAAAGGGGGAUUUGGAGGUCUUUUUUUAUUUUGUUUUCAUUUGACUUCAUGACAUUUUUCCCUGAAGAAAGCUUCCAAAAUAUCCCUUUCAUACUGUAAAUCUGACACAUGAUGCCAGCAGCAACCAUUAUCGUAGGCGUUAAUGUAAAUGUGUUAUCUACCUCAAGGUAACAGCCGCGAGAGACACUCGAAGCCGCACUAGUGCUUUACACACAUGACCAUCGGGGUCGCGUAGAUGAAAUCUGUCUCACUUUAGCAUUUAACAUAGUGAGGUGUUUCAGUAAUCAUUAUUUAUUUCUAGCAGAUGUGCGAUAUUUAUUUUAUCAAAAUGUGUUAUUUCAAUGUGAUUAUUGAAGAUCGAUAAGUUGGACAGACUUCCAUUUUCAUUUCGGCACUAUAUGGGCGUCUUUAAGUGUUCCUUUGUUUUAUGGUAGGAUGCAAAUUCAUCAGUUAUGUCCUAAACAAACCUUUCCAUUUUCCACCAAUAUUAUCCAAACGGAUAUCAUUAUUCUUCAUUUUGUUUUUUUAUUUAUAGGUGCGCUCUGUCUUUAAUGGAAAAACUGCUUUAUGGUUUAAAGAAGCGCCUAAAAGUCUUAAUUUUUUUUUUUUUUAUCUAAAUGUAAUGUUUAAAAAGAAAUGCGUGCAUGGAGGCAAGAGAAAGGUACAUUAAAGUUAAUGGUGAGUAUAAAGUAUGUCAGUUUUAACUGUACGUUUUUUGUUAAAUUUCUAUGUACUUUUUCCAGGCAAGCAUGAUAAAUUAGGUUAAGGUGUAGCAUGUAGAACACUUAUGGACUUUCUUUUGUAAUCAUUGGUUCCCCUGUUCUACAAAAUAUCUCCAAAUAAACUUACUGGCAAAGAG